Molecule: messenger RNA, 378 nt
Organism: Kogia breviceps (pygmy sperm whale)
Lineage: Eukaryota; Metazoa; Chordata; Mammalia; Artiodactyla; Physeteridae
Gene: APOC4
Product: apolipoprotein C4
Biological process (GO): positive regulation of triglyceride storage; triglyceride homeostasis
Cellular component (GO): very-low-density lipoprotein particle; high-density lipoprotein particle
Source: RefSeq, a predicted model, not a curated record
AUGUUGUUCCCUGGAUGCAGGUCCCAGGCCCUGUCCUCGCUCUGCUUCUGCGUCCUGGUCCUGGCCUGUGUCGUGGCAUGUCAGCAAGAAGGGCCUGGGGGAACCUCGAGCCCCGCCCCCCCCCCCCCCCCCGAGCCGGCCAGUAGUUCCUGGAGCCUGGUUCCGGGCAAGGUGAAGGAGUGGAUGGAGCCGCUGGUGACCAGGAUGAGGGAGAGGUGGCAGUGGUUCUGGGGCCCCAGGGCCUUCCAGGGCUUUGUGCAGACCUACUACGAUGACCACCUGACCCAGGCCUGGCUCCAAAGCUCCAAGGACAGCCUCCUGAGCAAGGCCUACAACCUGUGUCCCCAGCUGCUCUGCGGGGACAGCUCCUGGGAUUAA